UCAACAUUCAUCGCCGUCUUAAUUGGCUACACUUUAUGAUAUGCUUUACAGUCCACUGCCGGGUUUCAAUUGUACUUUGGUGACAUAAAACGCGAAUUUACAACAUGGAUACCGUUUCGAAGACGAAUGUGUUUGUCCUUUUCCUAGCAAUCGUCCUCCGAGCAUCAGGAGGCAGCUCUCAGCCCUUGCCGGGCAUAUUUUCAUCGUCGGCCUGUGAUGGGACCAAUACAACGGGUCAACUCGCUUCAGUAUGUCACUGCGUGCACAAAUAUGACGUCUUCAAUUUGACGCAAUUUUGUAGCAAUACUAUGAUGCUCGCAGACUGCAUUCAGGAACAAAUGUCGUCAAGUGAGACCAACAAUUCGUACAUUCGCCUGGUAUUCGACAGGGGCCAGUUCAUGAAGAAAGCAAAUCUAACAUGCAGUCACCGCCAAGUUUUAGGGCAUGUGCACACUUGCACUGCAAAGGUAUCGGAAUGUGACUCCUUGUUUCUCAAAAAGAUCUCUGCAACAAAAACAUGGGACGAAGAACAAUCAUGCAGCGUAGGUAAUUCUUUGGGAGUCUGCUACUGGCAUAUCUUACAACACUGUCCUGGCCGGAUGCGACAUAUGUGGUCCGUCCUGGCAGAAGUAUAUGUGACUAACAAAUGCACCAAAUAUGACCAUGAUUCAUUUCACUUUGACUGCAACGAAAUCGUGACGGCAUAUCAUGAUGAAAAAACGAUUUUCAAAAAGCGGAAAAAUUACACAGAAUGUUUAGAAAUAGUUUCUACCAACCGGGAAUGUAUUGAGAUCCAUAAAUUGGAUUCUAUUCACAACGCACAUGUCUGGCAAAACAUGGAGUUUCAACUGGAAAGGUUCACACAAUUUGAAAAACUGCGGUGCACUCUAGAAACAGGACGCGAACGGGGAUGCAACACCGAUAUAGUUGAAUGUUUGGAACCCUUCGAUAACAGUGCAUACAUCUUAGAAUUGAUGAUAAAAAACGGUACAAUCCCAACAACCAAUCAAAUUUGCGAGCUUUACGACAGGAUGAUUGAGUGUGUUCAGAAAGCUGCCGAUAAAUGCCCGACCAAUAAAAGGCAUUCCGUUGCCUAUUGGUGCGCGGUGAUGCCGAAGUCUUGCCACUGCCCUAUAGAUGAGAAAGGAAAUAUGAAGUCUGUCAACGGGUCAGGAUUAUCUCAUCACACACAUUUGCUGCUGUAUUUGUGUUUUUGGCUGGUCCUUGUAAUGUACAUAUAGUGUUUACAGUUAAUGUUCAACAUGAUCGAACUGUUUUGUACCAUCAUCGUUUCUAGCCUAAUCGCACUAAUCAAUGGCGAGUAUUCUCAACCAAUCGAGGCAAUAUCAAUUCAUAUUUUUGGAGAGUUUCUGAAGAUCAAAGGACUUGAAGCGAUACGUUGUAUUACUUUAAAACAGAUUUCAAGUUGUCUAUCCGUCCGGUUAGCGAAGUGGUUGGUUCUUCCACCCCCCCCCCCUCCUCUAAGCGACCCGGUUCAAGUCCCGUUUUACUAUGGUAUGAUUAAACUUAUGAUCUUAUUAAGACAUUUACGGGCACUUUAUUGUAAUUGGUACUGUUUACAUACGCCCUACAAUCAAUGCAGAGUAUGAAAACUCAUAGUCCGAAGAUUGCUUUAUAUUGAAUAUGUAACUUGACUGAUAAAAUGGCAAUCUAUAUUGCAACUAUCUUAGUUUGAGAUAAAUAAAUGAUGUAAACACUCGUCAAUAGACUGUAUCAAGAUAAAUACGGAUAAAACCCCAAACACGUGUUGUUGACGUCCUAGCAUUUAACCUGUAUAUGUAUAUGCAUAUCAGGUGAUUUUACAACAUGCGAGCAUCCAUGUGACGAGGUGACCUAAACAUAAGAUAAUUCAAAUAGUAUCUGUGUUUUAGAUAUUCAAUUUAUAGAACGCGGGAUGAUAAAAUCAAGGUGUCAUUUUCUAUGUGAUAUUCAGAUAAAGGUUGCAAGCUAUUAGCCAAGUCAGCAUUUAAUGUCGUGCAUGGAUAUUCAAUCGUUUUAUUGAUUUGCAGUAUACAAAUGAUACACUGACCCCAAAAUAUAAAACUUAUUGAAAAAGUUAAAAAUAACGUUACGACUCAAUUUUCAUUUUUCAUGAACUCGCAGUAGGGAUUGUUACGUUACUUUUCAGUCAAGGUCUAGUAUCGUGCUAUUUGCGAAAACAAAACCAUAUUUUUCAAAACUAAACAUAUUUUAAUCAAUCGAUGUAAACAAGAGUUUAUUUAAAUUUAUUUACCUUGUAUGAAAUGUCCUCAAAUGUGUCAAUCGCAUCUUGUGAGUGAUGAAACAUUUUGUCCACAUGUUUUUGACAGGAAUAGCUCUUUUAACUGGAAUUUCGUUUUACACGCUUUGUGACGCCGAGCGGGUUCCGAAAUCCCCCAUGGUAUAAUGUAGAAAAGUGCAGACCAACAAAACGGUG
This is a messenger RNA of Dreissena polymorpha, 2437 nucleotides long. RefSeq lists its product as uncharacterized. Bases 105 to 1241 code for a protein of 378 amino acids. Lineage: Eukaryota; Metazoa; Mollusca; Bivalvia; Myida; Dreissenidae. The transcript is spliced from 9 exons. The record is from RefSeq and is a predicted model, not a curated record.